CCUGAAUUUAAAAGGCUUAGCUUCAGCAUGCUCAAUUCAUGAGGAUAGUGGAGGAUUAGAAGAUAAGGGAAGAUUGUUAAGAAGCUGGUGGAAAAGAUAGAGGAAAGACUAGUGGAAAAGAUAGAAGAUAGGAGAGGAUAGAAGAGAGAGUAGAACUUUAGAAGAAAGGAGAGGAUAGUUAAUAAGCUAGAAGAUAAAGGAUAGAAGAGAGGAUAGUAAGAGGUUGCUGGAGAAGACACUUCUAAUGCAGUACAUCUUUGCUGGGAACUUAAACAUCACUGCAUCUUUCUUGGCAGCAUGAAUGAUUCAUCUCCAGCGAGUGACUAUGCAUGCGGCCUUUGUCAUGUUAGCUGUGAUGGCUAUAAAUGUGUGGGCUGUGACAAAUGUGAAGAAUGGUUUCACCAAAAGUGCGAGGAAUUGUCCAAUACUGAUUUCUAUUACUUGAAGAAAUGCCCGCUGCCUUACAUUUGUUCUAGAUGUUGUGAGAACAAUUCUGGGGCCUUUGACUAUGAUAAGUCUCUUGCCAGGUUAGAAUCAGCUCUUCAGUCUGGGUGUUUUGAGAUGGGAGUUAAGAUCGAGUCGAUUUUUAUGCGUAAACAACCUAAACGUUUACCUUCAAAACAACCUUUCAAAUAUGAACCUUCCAUGAGUAUAGACCAUUCAGCCUCGGAUCUGGUUGGCAAGUCAGAUUUUGUGCCUGUUUCAGUCCAAGGAAACGGGAAUUGUUUAUUUAAUGCCAUAUCAAUCGCUAUACAGGGCAAUGAAAAACUGGCAUCGGAGAUCAGGGCCCGGACUUGCCUUGAGAUGUUUUAUCACAAAGACUUCUACAUAAAUAGUCACAAGAGGGAUAGAAUGGCAUACAUAUCUCCUUCAUACGAGGAAGCCAUUGGGAGCUGUGCUCAGAAUUUCAAGUUCUCAUGUGCAUGGACUAUUCAUGCUGCUGCUACUGUAAUAUCGAGAGGCAUCAAGUCUUUAUACCCACCAGUACAUGGCCUCCUUGACCCAUCAGUUUCGAUUUUGAACUGUGAAUUCCUACCACGUGCUCUACAGGCCAAGUACACCAUAAAUAUUCUAUGGUGCAGCAUGUUAAAAGAUGACGAUGGUAACUGGGUGACCAAUCAUUUUGUUCCCCUUUUGCCCCCUGCUCCAGAGAAUGUAAUUGAUGUUGAUCAAUUACUAGAUAUUCCAUCUUCUGAGGAUCUUGCAUCGCAAGAUAACUCAUUAUCAAUUAAUCCUUCCAGAACUUCAGGUUUAGACCACCCUUAUAGUAAAUCCUCAGACGAUGUUCCAUCGCACAAUGCAGAUGAAAAGCAUGACCAAAAGCAGCCACUGGUGUCCUCAACUAAAGCUUCCCGUUCAACCCAUCAUUAUGGGAAAGCGAGAGCACAAUUCUCGAAACCUACAAGUGAGACUGAUGAGCUCUCAGCCGCGAACAGUGCUGAUCAAAGUGGUGAACAAAACGAGUCCAGUGAAAUUACUCCUGUCAGAAUUGAAGCAGUUGGUCAAGUGGACAAGUCGUUUUUUGAUUUUGAAUGUUUACUAGAAAUUUUCAAAUCUUUCCCUGCAUCGGAAGCACUUCCGUCAAUUCCACCAGGAAUAAAAAACAAUGUCUAUUUUAUUGUUAAAAAUGCUGCAAAUAUAGUAAGGGACAAAAGGUGUUUCUUCCCUGAUGACUGUGGGACUUGGAGUAAAGGGAAUACACCAAAAACUUACUUAAUUCAACGAGAAACGGGGGAAUACAGAACCAUUGUUGUACGAAAUAGACUGUUUCAUAUCCGGUCAAAAUGUAAAGGCAAAUAUGUGUUCACUUUAAUGGAACCGCAACCAGAUCCUUCCAGAAUUACGACACUAAAUCGCUAUUACACGGCCCUUAAAUUGGACCCUAGUUACAGACGACGAAUUACAUGGAUGAAUUCGUCGAGUAGUAGUAUUUUUGUCGUGGAGUAUUUGGGCUUGUUCCCUGGGGUGGCCCCGCAUGGAAAUUCCAAGCGUAAAAAAGGAUAUGUGCGAGCUCCCUAUGAUGACAGCCAUGUCAUGGAUGAAAUGACAGACUUCUUAGAAGAAAUUUAAAAACCAUUUUGAAUUCUGAUGACAACUGUGAAUUGAAUGUGACUUUAUGAUCCUUGUAGGCUAAGACAGGUUCAUCAUAAGAAACACUAUGCAGAAAAGAUAAUACAUGUUGAGAUCAGUCAGAAAUUUGUUGUACAUAGUUGUAUAUGUCUGAGCAUGUUAAGAGGUGGCAAUUGUCACUUUUUAUCAAUGUUUUACUGCAUUAAAUCUGUUAUUUGUA
This is a messenger RNA of Saccostrea cuccullata (small rock oyster), 2290 nucleotides long. RefSeq lists its product as uncharacterized. The transcript has 2 exons. Gene Ontology annotation, biological process: regulation of transcription by RNA polymerase II. Lineage: Eukaryota; Metazoa; Mollusca; Bivalvia; Ostreida; Ostreidae. Bases 298 to 2070 code for a protein of 590 amino acids. The record is from RefSeq and is a predicted model, not a curated record. Gene Ontology annotation, cellular component: chromatin.